GACCACUUGUGCACCUUCUGAACAGAAGCGACGUCUCACGGGUUCCUACAAUACGCGCAUACGAUUAUGGACAAGCAAUCGGCAGCUCCAUGGUGCGCCGAGCCGGCGCCAUGGCCGCGCGUUGCGACGACUUUGUCGGCGAAACAGCAAUUUCGCUAUCAAGUGGAUGCUUGGCUUCGCAAGAAUUCACGGUAAGAGUGGUUCAGAUUCAGUCGAGUCGCGGAAGGUACUGGUCAGUGGUCACUGCGGUGAGGGCUGUUCCCUGCUCCCUGCUUCUUCAGCCCUGGCACGUCAGCGAUGGUGGACCUGAGGCAGGACCAAUCGACAUGGGCCUCGAUUGCUGUUUGUUGUCUCUCCCAUGUCUCUGUCUUCGUUCCUUCCCUUGACCCUUGACGCUCCCUCUACGCUGCUGUUGAGAAGUCGCAGACACGUAAGGAGUGGGUUGAGGCGGCAUCAUGUACACCCCCCUCAGCAUUGGUCGAUCGAGCAGCCGGUAUAGGCACAUCGCUGCUGUCGCCAUACUGUUUCUUAUCUCGAUUCUGUUGUAUACACUUUCCUUCCCGUCUGGCCAACCUGUCCCUGAACGUGUUCCUUCUACUACGACUACUUCGUCCUCGGAAACAUCGCAGCCUGAUGCUCGACCCUCAUCCGUGAGACCAACUUCUUCCUCAAACGACACAACGACCAGAUUCCGAAGUCAACGCGUGCCAUGCAAAGGUCCCAGAGGGAAGCUCAUGUCAGAGAGCUACGACGACCAGAUCCACCCAUCGCAUUACAGAAACCUUACAUACCCGCCCCCUCUCAGUGGCUCGUAUGAAGCCCUCGACCUCGACAAGUCCUGGCUCACUGCUGCAGAGAGAUAUGGCCCCUAUGGACUAGGAGAAGAGGAGGAGAAUUACACAAGAAGCCGAGUUGACUGGUCUACCGUCAACUGGGCCGACCUACAAAACGCCUGUGCCGAGUCCAACCACGAACGCCUUCCCGAUGCUUACGCUUUCGAUCACGGUCGCCCCAGGUUCGCAUACCGCAACAGAUCAUGGAAAGAGAAGUGGCUACCCUCUUCGUUGACCUCUCCUAAGAUCAACCCGAGGCCAGAAACCGAGAAAUACCACCGUUCGGCCAUCGUCAUCCGUACCUGGUCCACGUACAAGUACACUCCUGAGGAUAUGUGGAACUUGAGAUCACUUGUCGCAGAAACUGCUCUUGCGACGGGCGGAGAGUAUGCCGUUUUUCUUCUGGUCGACGUGAAGGAUCAAGAGGCUGGAAUCUUUACAGAUCCGGAAGCAUACGAUCGCGUUUUACGAGAAGCCGUUCCGCCCGAGCUACAAGACAUAGCAGUCCUUUUCGAUGACUCCUUGCUGGACAGCUGGUAUCCCGAUGUCGUCGAGCACCUGGCCAUCAUGCAAAUCAUGCAGCCCUUCCAAAUAUUCGCACAGUUCUACCCGGAGUUCGAUCACUACUGGCAACUAGAGGUCGACUCACGCUUCUUGGGACAUACCGGAAAUAUGCUUGACAAGCUGUCCGACUUUGCCAGGAAUGAACCUCGCAAGCAAGCUAGAGAAAGAGCAUCUUGGGCAUACAUGGCUGAUUAUCACGGCUCGUACGAUGACUUCUUCAACGCCAUUGACAACGUACUUGAUGGCGAUUCCUCGGUGUGGGGACCUAUUGACAUCCACGAUAUUGAUCCCAUUGGUCCCGAACCACCCGUCGAUGAUCCGCGCGAAGAUCACUUCUCCUGGGGUGUCGGUGAAGACGCUGAUCUCAUCCUUCUCAACACGAUGGAAGAUGCUUCUCGCGACGAGGACUGGCUUUUCAAAGGUUGGCAACAUGGCUUUUCUAUGGGAACGAAGUUGCCCAUCUUCGUGUCGGUCGUCGCUCAAGGUCGCGCAAGUUGGAACCUCUUGAAUGCGGUUCAUCAUGCCCAAGCACACGCAGGCAUGCGCAUCCCUUCUGAAGCAACUCUUCCCAGCUUUGCUCUCUGGCACGGUCUCAAGAUUAGUGGCAUACCUCUCCCUGUCUACCAAUGGCCAGCGCGUGAACGUCACGAGAUGGAGUUCGCUCUCAACGGCGGCGGCUUGGAUGCUUUCCCCGAUGGCAUCGCUAAUGGCCCUGCACGUUAUCGCGGCAGCUCGAUGGGCUUCUUCACAAAUGGCAUGACCUGGCAAUGGUGGACUACUCUCCCAGAAGAUUUGGCAAACCCUUGGUAUAUCAAUGAAGUCGACAAUCCGAUAUUGCCGGAUAUGUUGUUGAACGAAGGUGGUCACCUUUACGCGCCCAAUAUCAUCAUACAUCCUAGAAAGACCAACGGCAAGAAGCCUAAGCAUUAUGGGCAAGAAGACGACAGUGACGAGGAGUAGAUGCUCUUGGUUUGGAUUCUCUUUUGCAUUUCGAUGCCUCUCUUGGCAGUCACGACUCAUGGUUUUUGUUUUUGUUUUUCAUCGUGUCUUUUCUUGCAUUGAAGCACGAUUCUGGUUUAUUGCGCAUUUCAGCUUGGGAAGCGGGAGUUUUUGUUUGGCAGGCUUAUAGUGAAAUAGAAUAGCGGAAUGAUAUAUCAUCCGAACUCUUCAUCCAGAA
This is a messenger RNA of Aureobasidium pullulans EXF-150, 2574 nucleotides long. RefSeq lists its product as uncharacterized. The record is from RefSeq and is a predicted model, not a curated record. The coding region runs from base 456 to 2357 and encodes 633 amino acids. Lineage: Eukaryota; Fungi; Ascomycota; Dothideomycetes; Dothideales; Saccotheciaceae. The transcript has a single exon.